Messenger RNA from Galleria mellonella (greater wax moth), 1540 nucleotides. Its product is annotated as ribosome biogenesis protein NOP53. The coding region runs from base 65 to 1465 and encodes 466 amino acids. The record is from RefSeq and is a predicted model, not a curated record. Gene Ontology annotation, biological process: rRNA processing; ribosomal large subunit assembly. NCBI's taxonomy places the organism in Eukaryota, Metazoa, Arthropoda, Insecta, Lepidoptera, Pyralidae. The transcript has 8 exons. Gene Ontology annotation, cellular component: nucleolus. Gene Ontology annotation, molecular function: 5S rRNA binding.
UCAAAAUACGUAUUUUGACGUGUUUUCGCAUGUGAUGUGAUAUUCUUUAAACAAAAAUAUAAAAAUGUCUGUGGUAAAGAAAAAGAAGCAUGUAUCUAAAAAGAAUAAAAAGGCGUGGCGUAAAUACUGUGAUAUCACAGAUGUGGAGGAAUUUCUAGAGGAUCAACGCCUGGAAGAAAGACUCGGAAAAUUUGAAACCAAACCAGACAGUGAGUUGUUUGUAGUAGACACACAGGGUGAUGUGAAAAAUCUAGAGGAAGAUGUGAAGCCAACCUUUGUAUCCGCUAAGCAGAGAAAACGUCUACAACUUGCAGCAACUCCUAAAUGUUAUGAAAUAUUAUUGCCAUCAUCGAAGGUGGAAGAUCCAAAUAAAAAACGUAAUCAUGUAAAUCCUGUGGGUUUCAAGCCUACUGCGUUAAGUAAAAUAUCUGAGAAGCGUCGCUUUGCCAAAGGUAUUUAUGAGAAGAAAUUGCAAGAAGUGAAGAAGAAUAGAAAGAUGGAACUGCAAAAGAAAAAGAAAAUGAAGAAGGCAAGAGAGACUUUCAAAUUAAAUCUUUGGGGAGGAGAUGUGCCAGAAAUUAAAGGGAUCCCAGAAACAUUAUGUGAUGAGUUCAUUUCUUCAGAAGCACAAUUACAUAAUGUAUUGCCCGUCCAGAGAAUUAGACCGAAGCCACCACCUCCUAAGACGGUCACAAGAGCAGCAGUGGAGACUCCACACCCUGGUAUCAGUUAUAAUCCAUCCUAUAAGGAACACCAAGAGUUACUGCAGGAAGUUGUUAAUCAUGAGCAGAAGCUGAUGAAACGGGAAGCACACUUGCUCAGGGUCACCAAUAAAAUGUUCAGGAAGGUCACCGCUACGGAGAAAGAGAAUCAAUGGCACGAAGAAAUGAGCGAGGGUCUUCCUCAACCGCACAAUCCGGCGGAUAAUCCAACACAAUCCGAUGCUGAUACUGAUGACGAAUAUAAAGCUGUGAACCCACCAGUUCAGAACAAGAAGAAGGAUCACAAGGCCAGAAGGAAACAGAGGGAGCAGAUAGAGGAACGGGAAAAGUUAAAGAGGCAGAAGAUUGAAAAGAAGAAGAUAACCGAUUUGUACAGGCUUCGUAAACUGCAGUCGUCAAUAUUGAAAACGGAAGAACGCCAGAAGGAGGAAUGUACAAAACGCUCGAGCAAACGCACCGCAGCCGCAGCCACCGCUCUACCCGCACUCAAUGCACACAAAAUCAACAAGAAAGAACCGGACUUCAUCGAUCCAGAACAACUUACUGGGGACUUGAUGCACAUCAAUAGUAAAACAAACCUCCUUCGCGAAAGAUACGAGUCGCUUCAACGACGCGGUGCACUCGCUGGAGCUAAACUCAUGAUGAAGAAGAAGAGGAAGGUAAAGAGUUACUUCAAACCAGGCCAUAAGGUCACCGAUCAAGAGAUAGAGAGGUACAUAACGAGAUCCGCAGGUAAAAAGUGAGCUUAACCUGUCGUUUAUAAGAUGCAAAGUUGUAAAUUUAGAUUACUUCGCAAAAUAAAUUAUAUUGUGGAUGUA